AAAUUUUAGAAACGAGAGAGUUGAGCAUUAUUUCCUCUUGUGAACAAGAGUAUGUGCAAACCUAUAUCGCCUAAUAUUUAUUUCAAUGGUAGCAAUUUCAACCAUAUAUGUUAUCUUGGGUUAUGAACUCUACUCUACAAUAUCCUGCUUGCCAACAAAAACUCCAACUGACCACUGCUUAUUUGCUUUCUGAGAUAGUACUUCUAGCAGAGCUCAAGAAUUUCAAGAGAUGGUCCUUUCUGAGAUAGUACUUCUAGCAGAGCUCAAGAAUUUCAAGAGAUGGUCCUCUUCGUUGCAAUCGCAAGAUCGUUAGGUCACAACUGCCUUAAAGAAUCGAAACCCUACCUAUCUGGACUCUUCAAUUCCAAGAGUUCCAAUCUCUGUAACUGGCAAUAUCAGAGUAUCAGAACUUUGCUUUUGGAAUCCGCUUCCGAAUGCGUUAGGAUUAAGAGGCUCUCCGAUUCCGAUUCCGGAAUUAUUGAGGUUAACUUGGAUAGGCCUGAAGCAAAAAAUGCCAUUGGGAAGGAUAUGCUGAGAGGAUUACAGCAUAGCUUUGCAGAUAUAAGUAGGGAUCCUUGUGCAAAUAUCUUGAUGAUCACCAGUUUAGUUCCCAGAGUUUUCUGUGCUGGUGCUGAUUUGAAGGAACGGAAGACCAUGAGUCCAUGUGAGGUUCAGAGUUUUGUUAACUCUCUACGCUCCACCUUCUCAUUCUUGGAGGCACUUCGAAUUCCUACUAUAGCUGUUAUUGAAGGUGCAGCAUUAGGCGGGGGACUGGAAAUGGCUUUGUGUUGUGAUUUUCGGAUAUGUGGUGAAAAUGCAGCGUUGGGCUUGCCUGAAACAGGACUGGCUAUAAUACCUGGGGCAGGUGGGACCCAACGGCUUCCUAGAUUGGUUGGAAAGUCCAUAGCAAAGGAUCUUAUAUUUACUGGUCGAAGAAUUGGUGGCAGAGAUGCCGUCUCAAUGGGCCUUGUCAAUUACUGCGUUCCUGCUGGUGAAGCUUAUUCAAAGGCCCUAGAAAUUGCUAGGGACAUAAAUCAGAAGGGUCCAAUAGCAAUAAGGAUGGCAAAGCGAGCUAUAAACGAGGGACUGGAGACAGACAUGGAAUCAGCUUUGGAGUUGGAAGAAGAUUGCUAUGAACAGAUUUUGAACACAAAAGAUCGCUUAGAAGGCUUGGCUGCAUUUGCUGAGAAGCGAAAGCCUAGAUAUACGGGUGAAUGAAAGAAACCAGAAUUUUGAUAAUGAAUCGUUUCUAGCGCUGUUGAUCUCUUGUGCUUGAUCACCAUGCCUGUUUAUCAUCUGAGUCUGUGCAAAAGCUGCAUGCUAGACAUAUUUCUCAGAAGGCUUGGCCACAUUUGCCGAGAAAGUGAAAGCCUAGAUAUCCAGGUGAAUGAAAAGAAUCACAACUUUGACAGUUUCUCUUGUGCUUGAUGUUUACCAUUCAUGUUAAUCAUUUGGGUCCUUGCAAAACCUGCACGCUAGACAUACUUCAAUUUACAUGCUAAUAAUUUAAAUCAUGUUGUUGAUGGUAAAAUGACGUUGCGGGGAGUUUUGGACAGAAAAAUGACAUUAACUUAAUAUUGGCUA
Messenger RNA from Cornus florida, 1584 nucleotides. RefSeq names its product probable enoyl-CoA hydratase 2, mitochondrial. The coding region runs from base 280 to 1218 and encodes 312 amino acids. Gene Ontology annotation, cellular component: mitochondrion. The transcript is spliced from 8 exons. NCBI's taxonomy places the organism in Eukaryota, Viridiplantae, Streptophyta, Magnoliopsida, Cornales, Cornaceae. Gene Ontology annotation, molecular function: enoyl-CoA hydratase activity. The record is from RefSeq and is a predicted model, not a curated record. Gene Ontology annotation, biological process: fatty acid beta-oxidation.